Messenger RNA from Zeugodacus cucurbitae (melon fly), 2542 nucleotides. RefSeq names its product putative gonadotropin-releasing hormone II receptor (gene AkhR). Gene Ontology annotation, biological process: G protein-coupled receptor signaling pathway. Lineage: Eukaryota; Metazoa; Arthropoda; Insecta; Diptera; Tephritidae. Gene Ontology annotation, molecular function: peptide binding; vasopressin receptor activity; adipokinetic hormone receptor activity. The transcript has 9 exons. The record is from RefSeq and is a predicted model, not a curated record. Gene Ontology annotation, cellular component: membrane. The coding region runs from base 684 to 1991 and encodes 435 amino acids.
UUGUUAAUUGAACGCAACGGUGUUUACGGCUGCUGCGCUAGUGUUAUAUAUAUACACAUACUUACAUAGUUGUCUUGAUAGUGGACGCCGACAGCAGCGUUCCCUGCAGGUUGUUGCCGCCACUAACGGCUGACGUUUGCCUUCAUGCCUUCAUGCCUACAUUCAUUUAGUUGCUCGUGCUCGUGUACACCAGGCGUUGUGCUGUUUUGUAUGGUGUACGGUGAACACGCACGCUUUGCUAAGCUCAACAAAAACGUGUUGCAGGAUAUCAUAGAUGCGUUGGCAGCGCCAAACAACACAUGUUUAGUGUGUAGCAGUGUGUUUGAUGUGUCUGUGUGCGUUACUCAUACGCCCCGUCAACUCGUUAAAUGGUCGCACUCAAUUAGACAGUCGCUACACGGUUUCGGUCAAGGUCAGCUGUGCUAAGUUGUACUUCUUCGCGUUGUUAUUGCUUUCUUUUUAAUUUAAUAAAUAAUUAUGAAUUUGGCUUUGUGCUGCUUUGUGUUCAAUAAAAGACGUCAAGUGAUAGAGCAGUGACGUUGAAGUGGGAGAAAUUGUGAGUUUUUGUUAUAACACAUUCCAGCGCCUUUAGACAUACAUAUAUACAUAUAUAGUGUAAACAACAACACCUAUAAAGACACACACACACACAGACAAUAGCCAGACAUCAAAACUUGUAUGCCAUGAAAAUGCCGCAAACCGAAGAUGAAGUUAAUGAAAAGAUUUACGAUCAUCGCAUCAUGCCGGAUUGGUCGAAUGUGGUCAACGAGACAAAUGGCACAAUGCACUAUUCGAAGGAUAUGAUCUUCAAUGAUGGACAUCGUCUAUCCAUAACAGUUUACAGCAUCCUGCUUGUGCUCUCAUCGAUCGGCAAUUCCACAGUGUUGUAUUUGAUCGUAAAGCGACGUUGGCAUAAUCGUACACGCAGUCCGUCCCGCAUUGAUGUUAUGCUGAUGCAUUUGGCCAUUGCUGAUUUGAUGGUGACUUUCCUAUUAAUGCCGCUGGAGAUAGCGUGGGCGUAUACAGUGCAAUGGCGUUCCACCGAUUUUGUUUGUCGCACAAUGAGCUUUUUCCGCGUGUUCGGCUUGUAUUUGUCGAGUUUUGUGCUAGUCAGCAUAUCGAUAGAUCGUUAUUAUGCCAUUUUGAAACCGUUGAAAUUCUCAACAAAUCGCGGUCGUAUUAUGCUCGCAAUUGCAUGGAUCGCAUCAGUGAUCUGCAGUACACCGCAGGCAUUCCUAUUCCAUUUGGAGCAACAUCCCAAAGUGAAGGGCUACUAUCAAUGCGUUACAUUCCAUUCCUUUCCCACCGAACUGCACAAACUAGUGUAUCAAAUCUCGAAUAUGUGCGCCAUGUAUGCCUUCCCACUGGUAACAUUCAUCUAUUGUUAUGGCCGCAUCUAUUUGGAGAUCUAUCGCAAGAGUAAGCGCAUGGUUAAGGGUGAUGACAAAAAUGGUUUCGCUCGCUUCCGACGCUCCAACGAUGAUGUGCUGGGACGCGCUAAAAAGCGUACGCUGAAAAUGACUAUAACAAUUGUGAUUGUAUUUGUGAUCUGUUGGACGCCAUACUAUAUUAUCUGUUUGUGGUUUUGGCUUGAUAAGACUUCUGCAUAUGAUGUGAAUCCGUUGUUGCGUAAAAUACUCUUCAUAUUUGCCUGCACGAACUCGUGUAUGAAUCCGUUGGUGUAUGGCGUGUUCAAUAUACGUGGCAAAACGAAUAAUAACAAUACGUCCGUUCAUAAUCGCCAUACAUCACUCUCCAGUGGCGGUCGCAUGGCUAUGAGAGAACGUAACGGUAGUGCACAUACCGUUGUCACAUUACCGGCGGUGAUCAAUGGCAGCUCUGGUGACACCAGCAAUGUCACACAAAGUACCACACUCUCAAAUGAUAUAUUCACCAUAUCGAAAAUCGCCGAAGAUAUAGAAAAAGAGAAGCCACCAAAGAUUGUAAUAAGUGACACCAUUGAAUUGGCGCAUGUUCCAAAGUCGCAAUGAACUACGCAUGCAUCCAUUGUUAAGGUGAUAUCAAUGAGUAUCCUCAAGCGUUUGGCUAAAUCCACAAAGAAAUUGAGGAAAUUUUUUUACACGCACAUAUCUUCAUAAAUACAUACAAUACUUGUGUAUGUAAUUAAGUUAUUUUGUACCUUCAAUAUACGAAAAUAAGGAAUUUUUAUUCGAAACUGUCUGUCGCGCGGCAGUUCAACUAGCAUCAGAGUAUGUUGCGAAGGGUCUCUUUUAUAUUGACCGCUGAUUAUACUUUUGCUCAAACUUAAUUAUAUAUCGUAUGCUAGUUGCGGGUUAAGUAAAUUAUAUACACACACUUAUCCAAUAAUAUUGGAUAUGCUGAAGAUGCCUACUGAGUUAUGCUAAUUAUCUAGUGUUAAGAAGUAUGUUUGCAUGUGUUUGUAGUUGUAAUAGUAGCUGUAGCUGCUUUGCUGGAGUUUGUAGUAGUUUAAGCUUGAACUUAAUUUAAUUUAUUCAUAAUAAAUUUUGAAAAAAAUACACAAAAUAAAAAAAAGAAUGUAAUUAAGUUAUUUCCAAUCGAA